AUUAAGCUUCGUGAGUGCAUUGAUUUAUCGACUGUUAACUGUCUCAUUGUUUAAUUAAAAAAUAAUCAUGGUUUCCGUAAGGACCAUUGUCCAAAAAAGGACCACGCUAAAAGCCCAGAUAACGAUGCUUCAGAAUUUAGUAGACACCGAUUCAGUCGAUCGGACAAAUAUGCGUUUGCGUAUGAAUCGAAUCACCGAAUUAUACAAAGAAUUUGAAUCGUUACAUAAUGACUUGAUUGUAGCCGAACCGGAUAACAAUCAUGAAAACGAAUUCGAAAAUCUUUUAGAUAAAUAUUUUAUAUUAGCUACUAGAGUAGAAAAAAUCAUGCAACCGGUCGCCCAACGCCUCCUCAAAUCGAACCCAUACAGCCUAAGCGAAAAUUAAAACUUCCACAAACAGUGGUUCCGACUUUUAACGGAAAUUAUGAAAAUUGGUUGUCAUUUAAAAAUUCAUUUCAAGCUUUAAUUAAGGCCCAUACCGAACUUGACAACAUUGAUAAAUUUCGUCUCCUCGACGAGGCCAUAGUCGGUGAGGCCAAAAAGAAAAUCGCUAAUUACCCUAUCGCCGAUUCAAGUUACGAAAAGGCCUGGGCCACUCUAGAACAAGCCUUUAAAGUUAAAAGAAUAAUAAUUUCGCGUCAUUUAUCCUCCAUACUCAAUUUACCGACUCAAGAGCGAGAAUCUGCGGAAGGUUUAAAUUCCCUUGUCGAUCAAUUGAGACUUCACAUCACUUGCCUUGAAACUUUAAGUGUAGAGGUCGGGCAGGAAAUGCUUGUCGUUAUAUUAGAGAGCAAGCUACAUAGAUCCACAGCUAAAAAAUGGAUUAAUACUCUCGAAAGAGACUCUUUUCCAAGUCUUGAGUCCUUUAUUAAUUUUUUGACAAACGAAGCAAUUUGGUCAAAUACCAUGUGUAUUAAUAAUAUCAAACGUGACCCUAAUGGUCGAUAUAUUGCUAGGUUACCAUUUAUUAAAGGCGAUCGUACGCUUGGUGACUCUAGAGCAGCAGCCUAUCGACGCUUCCAUGCAUUAGAAAAUAAAUUUUUAUCUAAACCAGAAUUAAAACCAGAAUAUCACAAAGUAAUGCAAGAGUAUCUUGAGCUUGGUCACAUGUCACCUGUCUCAGAUAAUUCUGAGCAUAAAUAUUAUCUACCGCAUCAUACUGUGAUUAAAAAAUCCAGCUCGACUACUAAAGUUCGAGUAGUCUUUGAUGCAUCUGCUAAAUCAAAUAACAAUAAAUCACUUAAUGAUAUUUUAAUGACAGGUCCUACUAUUCAAAAUACCAUCUUUAAUCAAUUGCUCAAAUUUCACUCUCAUAAAUAUGUCCUUACAGCUGACAUUGAAAAAAUGUAUCGUCAAAUUCUAUUACAUAAAGACAAUCGAGCAUACCAAAGAAUACUUUGGCGUGUGGGCGAUCAAAUUAAAACUUUUGAAUCAAAUACAGUAACUUUUGGUGUAACCUCGUCUCCAUUUUUGGCUAUCCGUACCAUUCAUCAAUUAGCUGAUGAUGAAGCAAAUCAUUUUCCACGUGCUGCGCAUAUUCUAAAAAACGACUUGUAUGUUGACGAUCUUUUGACAGGUGCAAGUAAUAUAUCAGAAACGCGUCAGCUUCGUGAUAAAAUUGUUAAAUUAUUAAAACAUGGUCAAUUCAAUAUACGCCAGUGGGCUUCUAAUGAACCAAAAUUAAUAGCAGAUUUAUCUAAUGUCAAUGUUAAUUCUAAUUUUUUACUCGAUAAAAAUUGUACCUUAAAAACUCUCGGUAUUUCAUGGGAAGCAAAAUUUGAUGUAAUUAAAUACUCAGUAAAAUCUAUUGUAAUGCCAGAAAAAAUUACUAAAAGAAAUAUUCUGUCCGAAAUUGCAAGAAUAUAUGAUCCCUUGGGACUAGUCGGGCCAGUCGUCUUGCACGCAAAAAAGAUUAUGCAAGAAAUAUGGCAGGCUAAGGUUGAUUGGGAUGAAUCCGUCCCUAUUCAUAUAUAUACGUCUUGGCAGAUUUUUGUUGACGAAUUAAAAUAUCUAAAUAACAUUUCCUUUGAUCGGCAUAUUUUAACCGACAUUAGUUGUGACGUUCAAGUACAUGGUUUUUGCGAUGCCAGUAACAUAGGUUAUGGUGCAUGCCUUUUUAUAAGAACGACUUUAGCAGACCAGUCUAUACAUUGUAGAUUGUUAUGCGCUAAAUCUAGAGUCGCUCCUAUAAAACAAAUAACCAUACCUCGCCUUGAGCUUUGUGGAGCUCAAGUAUUGACUCAACUAUAUAAAGAAGCUUCAAGCUCUUUUAAUUUUUUACCGUCAAAAAUAAUUUUUUGGUGUGACUCUACUGUUGGUUUACACUGGUUGAAAACUCCGCCUAACCUAUUAAAUGUUUACGUUGCCAAUCGAGUAGCUAAUAUUCAAGAAUUGUCUGAAAAAGCUUGUUGGCGACACGUAAAAUCUGAGGACAAUCCAGCUGACGCUCUAUCACGAGGUCAGCUGCCUCAAGCAUUAGUUGCCAACAAACAAUGGAGUUUUGGUCCUUCUUGGCUUCAAGAAGUUGAAGCCCAAUGGCCUGAGCCCAUUGAAAUUCUCGAUAAAACUACUUUAGAAUACAAGAAAAAUGUUUGCUUAAUUAUUUCUGAGCAACAUUUUUCCAUAAUCAAUACCUUAAUAAAAAAUUGCUCGACUUAUCAAAAAUUAUUAAGAACAUAUGCGUAUGUACGAAGGUUUAUCCUCGCCUUAAAAAUACGCUGUUCUAAGACAGAUGACAAAUCAUCUGAAAUACUUCAAAAUAAAUUUUUAUCAAGUCAAGAGAUUGCUCAAGCUGAGCAUGAGCUUUUAAUCUGGAUUCAAGGUGUAUAUUUUGAGACGGAAAUUAAAAUUUUUAGCUCGCAAAUUCUAAGUAAAAAUACACGAUUUAAUAAUCUAUGUCCAUUUCUCGACGAGAAAGGCCUACUACGCGUAGGUGGGCGUUUAAAACGAGCUAAAAUUUCCUAUAAUCAAAAACAUCCUAUUUUAUUACCCUCUAAAAAUUAUUUCACUGACUUAAUUAUAAAAGACAUUCAUUUUAGACAAUUACACUCAGGUAUACAAACUACCUUAAAUGCCAUGCGUCAACGUUUUUGGGUACUUGAUGGAAGAAAUCAAGUACGCCAAGUCAUACGUAAGUGCAUGACUUGUUUCCGCUUUAUAGCUGAAGCAGAAAAAUUCAAAAUGGCUGACCUGCCAGAAAAUCGAGUCAAUGCCCGAAAUUUAUUUAAAAAUGUCGGUAUUGACUAUUGCGGUCCAUUUUUCAUAAAAGAGAAAAAAUUCCGUAAUACCACUAAAAUAAAAAUAUAUGUAUGUGUCUUUGUGUGUAUGUCCGUAAAGGCAGUACACUUAGAAGUAGUUAGUGACCUAACAACUGACGGUUUUUUAGGAGCGUUGCGGCGAUUCAUUGCAAGACGCGGUACCCCUGUUAAAAUCUAUUCAGAUAACGGUACCAAUUUUAUCGGUGCGAAAAAUCAAUUAAAAGAAUUAUAUAAUUUACUAAACUCUGAUGAGCAUAAACAUCUGGUGCAUAACUUUACAGCGUCACAUAUACCACGAAUAUCAUGGAAUUUUAUUCCACCAUUAUCACCUCAUCAAGGGGGACUGUGGGAAUCCACAGUAAAAUUAUUUAAACAUCAUCUCAAACGGGUAGUAGGUGAAUCACUUUUCACAUAUGAAGUAUUCACCACCUUCACCACUGAGGUUGAAGGUAUUUUAAAUUCAAGACCUCUCACACAGAUGUCCUCUGAUCCAAAUGACCUUAAUGUCCUUACACCUGCACAUAUUCUAAUCGGUGAACCUAUUCGAAACUUGCCGGAACAAGAUUACACUGAUACACCCACUAAUAGAUUAUCAUUUUGGGAACAUAUUACCAAGAUGAAACAACAUUUCUGGGCUCGUUGGCAUAUUGAAUAUUAACACGAGUUACAGAAGUCAUAAAUGGGCUAAGGACACCGCUAACAUUAAGGUUGGCGAAAUAGUCCUCCUGGUGGAGAAAAAUGCUCCGUGUACUAGUUGGCCACUUGGACGAGUGAUCGAGGUAUAUCCAGGAGCUGACCAAGUAGUCAGAACCGCAGUCGUGAGGCGGCCAAUGGGACCUACACCAGAUCAGUCACAUUGCUGUGCCCGCUGCCAUUCAAUGACGUCACACCAGUUCCGAACCAAUAAUUAUCAAUAUUUGUGUCUUUUUAUUAUGUAAUCUGUUACAGGAGGAAUUGGAACCAGUACAUAUUAAAUUAAAAUUAAAAAAAAAAAAAAAAUAUAUAUAUAUAUUGUAACUGAUUUUUCCACCGAUAAAGUAGAAGCCUCAGUUACUAUGGGACCAACGAGGAUUUCUCACCAUCCUCCUCUCUUACCGCCAGGAGGGAGCCAGCUGGUGUAUAACGGCAACCAACGGACCGUGGGGUAAUUUCGGGAGCAAUGGCCGCCGACGGCCAUUUCGGUAGCGACUAGUUCAGUAAGAAAAUGGUAGAGGGGCGCGGUCCACCAUAUUAGUUCCAAAACGUCACUCUGGCACCAUUACUAAAAUGUAUAUUGUUUUUAGUAUUGGCCGGGAGCGUAAUAACCUCACCCCGCGGCGGCGGUUAUUACCGUGAUCAUUAACUUUGGUUUAACUCACUCGCACAACCUAAGUCAAUACGAGAACGAGGAUAUUCGUACCUCACAGGCUUUACCAAAUAUACUCCUAUUGCCUACUCACUCUAGUGCACCAAGUAGUCGAACAUAAAGUCCAUCCGCAGCCACGCUGGUCUUACGCCGGACCACUCUAUGCAUCUGACUACUCGAUUAUAGGUUACCCUGACAGUAAGUAACCACACUAGAGCGAGAGAGCGAGUGAUAUACAACGUCCUACCUAUACAGCGUAGCGACAUCGUAAAUCACCCCCGAGAGCAUGCACCACGCAUCGGGAGCUUGGUUGGACUCAUCAGUGACAUCAACUAGUUCCAUCCUAGGACCCAGUCGACGUCAUCGUCUAAGUCGGCUAACUCCACCAAGGAGUCAUGCCAGCUUCACCAAUGAUAUCAACUAGCUCCUCCAUAGGAGCAUGUCGACAUCACCAAGUCACCAGCCAACUCCACCAAGGAGUCAGCUAGCUUCAUCGGAAGCCAACCACGGACUGUCACCAGUCCCGGUGCCAUCAGCCAGCUCCGAGAGCCGGCCGACGACUGGCAGUGAGAUGCCAGCGAUCACCAGUUUUAUGGACUCUCUAUCCCCACUCCCGUUUGACCCACUCCAUACGACCAUCUGUGCGCACACCUCGAUGCGACUCUCCGGUGGGAGUGUCGAAGUAGGGGAUACGAAUCUGUCGUAGCCAGGGUAGGAAUCCGGAUUAUCCACUCGUGGUGGAUGUCUACCAAGUCAACACUGACAUUCAGGCGAAAAUGGAUGUCACUACCGAGGCCACUCACAAACCGGUGGUAUUAAUUAGCGUCUUAGUCGAUAAAACCCCUCAGACCAGACCUCUAAUUAUUUUCGGGAGCGCGAGAUCUGCCAAAUCUCGUUACAAUAUAUAAUGAUAAUAAUAAUAAUUAGGAUAUUUUCUGUAUAAUAUGCUAAAUUUAAUUGAUCAUAUUACUAUGUAAUUAUUUCAAUCUAGAAUCAUGAUAUUUAAACUUACGUCAUAGGUCAAUAAUUUAAUCAAUUAGAUUUUCGAUUUUGCUGAAGUUAAAUUAAUAAUUAGAAUAAUUAUGUUUUCAAUUUUUCUAAAUGACCAAUUUUCUAAAUUUUAAUUUGAUUAUAUUUUCAAUUUUUUUUUUUUUAAACUAUCGAUUGUCAUAAUUCAAUUUAUUAUAAUAUGUUUGUAAUUAAUAUAUUAGGAAUAUAAGAUAGUGUACUGGCCAGGUUUUACCAUGGUUUCCCUGAGCCUUUUACGGAAUCGGGUAUACUCAAAAAGACGAUGCCAUGGGUGCACAAGCACAUCGCACUUACACUGAUAAUGAUUAUAUCAAAUCAUCAAAUAUAAAAAUAUUUUUUAUCAUCAUGUAUCAACUGUUAAAUAAGUUUAAUUUUAAAUGCAAUAUUUGAGUUGAUCGUGUACUCUCUCAACGGGGGGAGUAUGUUCCGUCGGAAAGAGAGGUAAGCGAGAAGAGAGAGGGAAAGAAAAAGAUAAAUUUUAUUUGAGAAAAAAUAAGUUUGAAAAUGUAAAGUAAAAUAAAAGGUAAAACACACAACACAUUGAGCCAGCAGGUCUAAUCUUCUGACGGCACGAGCCGAUGCCGACUAAUCCCUCAAACUGACAACGUUUGCCAUUAGAAAAAUGUUGCAGUUUGAGGACAAUGAGGAUUAGGCCGCUGACCUCGAAGACCACCCAGUCUUUCGAGAAAUUAAAUAAAUUAUAUGUAAAAACAUUUUGGAAGUUUUGUCGGGUCCAAGCGACGCUUAUACAAGCGUCGUUUGGCCUUCUAGAAUUUUCCAGAUUUUUCAUUACUUAGGCCCAGAAGCUGGUUAGCGUCCUGGACCUUUUUUCUAGCAUCAGUUGCAUUCGCAAUCCCGUAGCCUACGGAACUCUCUGUUGUCACUUGCUCUUACAAAAAAUCAACUUAAAUAAAUUUACAAGUUAAUAAAUAAAUUUAAUUUAAUUUGAUAAACAAAUUAAAUAGUAAUAUAAAAUUUAAAUAAUAAUUUGAAUGACGAUAAUUAAAAUUAAACGAUAAAAAAUAUAAAAAUUAUUAUUGUGUUAAUUAUUUAAAUUACGUAUCCUAUACUUUAUUACCAGAUAUAAAUCCCUUAACGGGCAAUAUAUCCAACAUUAUAGGAUUAAAAGAUUAAAAAGAUUAGAAUAAUAGAAAGUAAAAACUAUUUCCUAAGAAAAAAAUCUUUUAGUCGGGAUAGGCAUCACCUGAUUUUCCUUCUCUCACAAAAUAUCAACCAAUCACGACGUUCCCCCACUGCUAAAAAAAAUUAAAGUAGGGAUAAGCAUAACCUGUUUUUCCUUCUCCCACAAAAUAUUAACCAAUCACAACAUUCCCCCAUUCUUAGUGAAGAGAGGUAAGGGAACUCUUCGUUGGUGGGGGACCUGAGAUUUAGUAUAUAUUCUCGUGCACAGAGACUAAGCAUCACUCAUCGUUCAGUCCAUCAGCUGUAGUGCGCUUAGUCUUAGAAACCAACAAAUAUUAAAAAUGGGUUUUGCAAAAGCAAAAAAACUUCAAAAAGCUAACCAACGCAAAUCAUUGAAAGAUUUAAAAAGGAAAGUGGUUUAUAAAAUUACUAAAGUAGUGCGAUUUCCAACAUCAAAGUAUGGUCCAGCGCUAACAGUUGAAAUCAACAAUGAAAAUUAUGCAUGUCUACUGAAAAGAUUUGCUGAACAAUUCAAUUAAGAUGAUGAAAAAUUUAAGGAACUAGAAAAUGCUGUCAAGAAAGGAAGACUAACCAUGGUUCUCGAUGGUGAAAGUAAUCAAGAUGUAAUAUUAGAUGACAUAUAAUCUACAUGAUUUCGAUGAUGAUGAGGAAAUGUGAAUAAAUAAAUGAAAUAAACGAAUAAAUACACUAAAA
Molecule: messenger RNA, 7488 nt
Organism: Aphidius gifuensis
Lineage: Eukaryota; Metazoa; Arthropoda; Insecta; Hymenoptera; Braconidae
Exons: 2
Coding region: 769-3915 (1048 amino acids)
Biological process (GO): DNA integration
Molecular function (GO): nucleic acid binding
Source: RefSeq, a predicted model, not a curated record